GUUAGCCUUUCGGUGAGCUCAACUACCUUGACCGACGAAGCUUAACUUCCUUUAAGCGUGAGAAUCACGACAGACCGCGGUCUUGCGUGCCUCAUCGGAGGCUUGUGUUUCUAUUGUAACUAGCUGCACUGGUAAACUGCAGAAUGGCAGACAGUGCCAGUCUUCAGUUUGUUAGUCCGUUUGCUUUUGAGGCCAUGCAGAAGGUAGAUGUGGCCAGGCUGGCUGCAUUGAGUGACCCAGAGCUUAGACUGCUGCUGCCCUGUCUGGUGAGGAUGGCUCUCUGUGCCCCUGCAGAUCAGAGCAAUGCCUGGGCACAGGACAAGAAACUCAUCUUGCGACUGCUGUCAGGGGUGGAGGCAGUGAACUCCAUUGUAGCGCUGCUGUCUGUGGACUUCCAUGCGCUGGAACAGGAUGCUAGAAAAGAGCAGCAGCUAAGGCAUAAGGCUGGAGGCUCCAAUGGCGAGAGCAUCCUGGUUUCUCAGCUGCAGCAUGGCUUGACUUUGGAGUUUGAGCACAGUGAUCCUCUCAGGAGACUCAGACUAGCACUCAGUGAGCUGCUGGCCAUCAUGAACAAGGUGGCUGAUUCUAAUGGGGAGUUUUUUUUAAAGUCCUCUGAGCUGUUUGAAAGUCCCGUGUACCUGGAUGAGGUGGCGGAUGUUCUCUGCAUCCUACAAGCAGAGCUGCCAUCUUUGCUGCCCAUCAUUGAUGUUGCUGAGGCGCUACUUCACGUGAGGAAUGGGGAGUGGUUCUUGUGUCUACUGGUGGCAAAUGUCCCGGACAGCUUUAAUGAAGUGUGCAGGGGUUUGAUAAAGAAUGGAGAACGGCAGGAUGAGGAGAGCGUAGGGGGCAGACGCAGGACAGAAGCUCUCAGGCAGCUGUGUCAGAUGAACCCCUCUCAGGCUCUGAAUAUCAGGGCCAUGGUGGUUGAGGAGUGUCACCUGCCAGGUCUGGGUGUGGCUCUCACACUAGACUAUAAGCCAGACACUGCAGAUGAGGCAGUCAGUCCUCUGGUGUCUUAUGUUAGCGGCCUACUCCUGGGCACCAAUGGAAAAGUGCGCACCUGGUUCAGUAUGUUCAUUCGCAAUGGUCAGCAGAGGAAAAGAGAAAGCAGCUCUGUACUAUGGCAAAUGCGAAGGCAGCUACUGUUGGAGCUAGUGGCCAUCUUACCUCGCUCUCGCAGUACUCACGUUCCCAAUGACAGUGACAUGGACACAGAGAGCAGCUCAGGGUAUUCUGGCCUGCGGGAGGAGCAUGUGGUGAAGGCCAGCGCACUGCUACGACUCUAUUGCGCACUCAUGGGCAUCGCUGGGCUCAGACCCACAGAUGAAGAGGCGGAGCAACUGUUACAGUUGAUGACCAGCCGUCCGCCAGCCACGCCUGCAGGUGUGCGCUUUGUCUCUCUGUCCUUCUGCAAACUGCUGGCUUUCCCCACACUCGUCAGUACUCCAGAACAGGAGCAGCUGAUGGUAAUGUGGCUCAGCUGGAUGAUUAAAGAAGAGGAGUAUUUCGAGAGUGCUGCCGGUGUCUCAGCCUCUUUUGGAGAGAUGCUAUUACUGGUUGCCAUGUAUUUCCAUAGCAACCAGCUCAGUGCCAUCAUCGAGCUGGUUUGCUCUACCCUGGGGAUGAAGAUCGCCAUCAAACCCAGCUCACUGAGCAAAAUGAAGACCAUUUUCACCCAGGAAAUCUUCACGGAACAGGUAGUCACGGCGCAUGCAGUGAGAGUGGCUGUUACUAACAACCUCAGUGCCAACAUCACAGGAUUCCUCCCCAUCCACUGCAUAUACCAGCUUUUGAGGAGCAGAGCCUUCACCAAACACAAAGUAUCCAUAAAGGAUUGGAUCUUCAGACAGCUGUGUGAGACAACCACUCCGCUCCACACUCAACUGCUUCCAUUAAUUGAUGUUUACAUUAACUCUAUCCUGACCCCUGCUUCCAAGACCAACCCUGAGGCCACCAACCAGCCAAUCACAGAGCAGGAGAUCCUUAAUGUGUUUCAAGGCUUAGCAGGGGGAGAUGGAGGGAAGACUCGGUCACAGUAUACCAUCACCACUCAACUGCUGAUUCUCUACUAUAUCUUGUCCUAUGAGGAAGCUCUUCUCACUAAUACAAAGACAUUGGCGCUGAUGCAGAAGAAGCCAAAAUCAUACUCACCGGCCCUCAUGGACCAGAUCCCCAUCAAACACCUCAUCCAUCAGGCACAGGGACUACAGCAGGAGCUGGGAGGCCUUCACUCCGCUCUGUUGCGGCUGCUGGCCACAAACUACCCUCACCUAUGUAUGGUGGAGGACUGGAUCAGUGAAGAAGAAGUGACUGGCACUCUGCCCUUACUGAGGAAGAUGCUGCUGACCUCCUCAUCCUGCAAAUACUCACAGACACAGUUACGACAGGCAUUCCAGAACAUUCUCUCCGGUGGUCCCAGGCUGCUGCGUAUCCUGGAGCACCUGACACUGUUUUCUGCAGGCGAUCUGAUCCCGUACGCAGAGGCUCUCACCGCCAGCAUGGGUUUGCUGUUAGAGGACGGCGUCUCUCGAAGAAUCCUGCAGACAGUCAACAAACUCUGGAUGGUACUUAAUACAGUCAUGCCACGCAGGCUGUGGGUGAUGACAGUAAAUGCUCUGCAGCCCUCAGUAAAGCUCCUCCGGCAGCAGAGGUACACUCAGAAUGAUCUGAUGGUGGAUCCUCUCAUUGUUCUGCGCUGUGACCCCAGAGUCUUCAGGUGUCCUCCUCUCAUGGACAUCACUGUUCACAUGCUGAAUGGAUAUUUGCUGGCAUCUAAGGCCUACCUUAAUGCUCACCUGAAGGAGACAGCUGAAUUUGAGCGACAGGGUCAGACCAUCUCAAACCUUGGGCUCAGCGGCCAACCUGAUGCACCUGAGGUCACCAGAGAGGAGCUGAAGAAUGCUCUACUGGCUGCUCAGGACAGUGCAGCAGUACAGAUCCUGCUGGAGGUCUGUUUACCGUCCCCACAGGAGGAACUGCAGCUGGGAGGAGGUGGAGGAACAGACAGCCUGCUGAGGAGCGUUCAGUCGGCUCCAGGUAUUCCCGUGCGGAACCAGGUGGGAGACACAGGGGCUGGGCGGGGGGCCCAGGGGGAGCGUGAGACAGAGGGCGGACUGCUCAGUGACCUGAGGGAGGUGCAGUGUCUCAUCUGCUGUCUGCUGCACCAAAUGUUCAUCGCAGAUCCCAACAUCGCCAAACUAGUGCACUUCCAGGGUUAUCCUCAGCCUCUGCUCCCUCUGACAGUCGCAGGAAUUCCUUCCAUGCACAUCUGUCUAGACUUUAUCCCAGAACUCUUAGCCCAGCCGCAGCUGGAGAAACAGAUCUUUGCCAUACAGCUGUUGUCCCAUCUGUGCACCCAGUAUGCACUGCCCAAAUCUCUGAGUGUGGCACGUCUUGCCAUUAGUGUGAUGGGUACUCUACUCACAGUUCUGACCCGUGCCAAGCGUUUUGCAUUUUUCAUGCCGACGCUGCCAUGCCUGGUUUCUUUCUGCAAGGGCUUCCCACCCCUCUUCGAUGAUGUCAUGUCCCUGCUGGUGCAGUUGGGUCAGGUGUCUGCUGCUGAUGUCACCACCAAGGCCAGAGACAUUGACCCUCUCAUCACCCGUCUCCAGUAUUUGAGAGAAAAGCCGCAGGAAAUACCACUAUCAGAAUCCAAACUCUCUUUGCCUAAGAGAUCUACAGAUGAUCUGGGUGGAGCCGACCCUGAUGUGCAGCUGUGCUAUCAGAUAGAGGCCACCUUCAUGGAGAUCAUCAGCUCCAGCACACAGGCACUGUGAGACAAAUAGAUAAAUAAGACAUAUGUCCUGGUGGGACUAUGGACUUGUCUGAGCGGGUAGGGUUAGUUUAAAUAGGCUUGAAGUAUUUCCUUAUAAAAAUUAAAGGGUAGUUCACCCAAGAAUGAGAAUUCUGUCUUUAUUUACUCACCCUCAUGUUGUUCCAGUCCUGCAUGAUUUGUCUUUAUUCUGUGGAAAAUUUUAGGCACUGACAGCCUCACUCACCAUUCAUUUUUAUAUCAUCCUUUUUCCAAACAAUGAAAGUGAAUGGUGACAGACUGUCAGUCCCUAACAUUCUGUUGAAUAUACAUUUGUAAUCCACAAAAGAAAGUAAGGCAUGCGUUUGAAACAGAAUUUUUAUUUUUGGGUGAACUAUUGCUUUAAGUCUCUUGUUACAGGAGACUGGGUCGAAGAAUUAUAGUUAUGAACCAACAAAGAAUUGCAUUGGUUGCUUUGGAAAGGCAUUGGAGCUGUUAGCGGUGGACCCAAUUCUAAAGUUAGUCUACUCAUGCAUAUAUAUUCUCCAAGCCAACAUCUCCAACCUAAUACCACAAGAGCUCUCUAGAUGCAGGUGUUUUUUUUUUGUUGUUGUUUUUUUUUUCAAACAUUGUACUCCACUUGUAUUGUUAUGGUUAAAAUCAUGGACAACCAUUUAUAAAGACAUAGGACAAGAUGGACCAAAGGAUUAAAAAAUUUAUUGCAGUGAGUUUGUGAGGACGCAGACUGGACUCAAUGAAAACUACCAUGUCUCUAUUCUCUAAAUUUGACUCAAAAUGUCCUAUGAUGUCUUUUGAGUGUAAAGUGAAUUGGGCCAGUCAUUCUCUGGCCAGUUCUUAAGGGUUGACUUAAUUCAGGUCACAAGGCAGUUUGUUGUAAAUGUAGUAGACAUUUUCUAAAUGAUGUGUUAGCUUGCUAGUUAAGUGUAUAUUUGAGUGCGCAAUGUGUGUGUCCAGGGCACUUAGCAGUGAUAUUAUCGGUCUGUUUUCUAGACCAACAUUUAAGAGCUCCAAUUUACAAAUGUAUUGGCUCGAUUUUGUUUGAACAUCUUGGUUUUGUAUACAUGUUAGUCUUACAUUUUGAACAUUUGUAUUAAAACAUCUUUUUGGAACGUCUUUUUCUCAAAGUCUUUUCUUCAGUAUAGCCAUACAAAUAACUAAUGUACAUGUAAUGUACAUCUAACAGAUUUUAGGUUGCCAGAGCAAAUCUAUGUGUAACAAAAAGCAACACCUAUACAUCUGAUUAUUUGUUUAUUAAAAUCCAUGUGGGGGCGCCCUUGUCACAUGGUAAAGAUCAUAUUCAGGCCGAGCUGUAACAGAGCCUGCUGUCCAAAUGGAAACACUUAUGCGUUUUCAAUUACAUGACUGGCAUGAAAAAAAUAACUCUUAACUUACAUGCUCGUUUUACUCCAGAACAAUGGUUGUCUGGUACGAAAGCUUUCGAAAAUAGUCUUCAUUUGCAAUAAGACCAGGUCAUGUUAAAAUUUAUAUAAGUGGGAGUCUCGUAAAUGCAGAA
Messenger RNA from Xyrauchen texanus (razorback sucker), 5285 nucleotides. Its product is annotated as integrator complex subunit 2-like. NCBI's taxonomy places the organism in Eukaryota, Metazoa, Chordata, Actinopteri, Cypriniformes, Catostomidae. Gene Ontology annotation, cellular component: integrator complex. Bases 144 to 3776 code for a protein of 1210 amino acids. The transcript is spliced from 25 exons. Gene Ontology annotation, biological process: snRNA 3'-end processing. The record is from RefSeq and is a predicted model, not a curated record.